Molecule: messenger RNA, 564 nt
Organism: Rotaria socialis
Lineage: Eukaryota; Metazoa; Rotifera; Eurotatoria; Philodinida; Philodinidae
Source: the annotation of a GenBank genome assembly
AUGGCGACAAUAAGUGGAGUAGCAAGAGAUUCUAGCGUACAAUUUAAUAUUUAUUUGAGAAAAGCCGAUGAAUAUGCGGAGAAACUCCUACGAGGUACACCAAAUGGAUUGACAUUAGCAAAUUUAACAUGCGGUCUAUUUUCAUUAAUUAUGGCUAUGAAUGGCCAUUAUCGGUUUUCCUCAUUGUUUAUUAUUUUUGCUGGUCUAUUUGAUUAUUUUGAUGGACGUCUUGCUCGAAUGCUCCAUGUGUCAUCGGAUAUCGGUGCACAGUUAGAUUCAUUAGCGGACAUUGUUUCAUUUGGUGUUGCACCAGCAAUACUCGCUCAUUCAAUAAAACCUUGGUCAUUUUUUAUGAUUAUUGCUUUUAUUAGCUUUCCUUUAGCGGGUGCAUGGCGUCUAGCAAGAUUUAAUGUUCAUCCAACACAUGAUUAUUUCAUUGGCCUUCCUAUUCCAGUAGCUGGUAUUAUCGUUGCAUUACUCGCAAUAUUUUCUUUUGUAUCACCUUUAAUUAUGAUUGGACUUGCUCUUCUUAUGAUAUCUCCAUUACAAGUACCAAAAUUAUAA